GGAGGAGAUGACGUGAUGGGCUGUGUCCAUGAUGAUAAUGGCCGUGUUCGUAUCCAUCACUUUUACAACGUGGGCCAGUGGGCCAAGGAGAUCAAGAGGAAUCCUGCCAGGGAUGAAGAGGGCGUCUUUGACAACAACCGUGUGACCUGCCGCUUCAAACGGCCGCUCUACGUCCCCAGAGAGGAGACACUGGUGGACCUGCAUCUCUCUUGGUACUACCUGUUGGCCUGGGGACCUGCUAUACAAGGUCAGCCAAUGAGUGUGUAUGUGGUUGUGUGUGUGCAGAAAGUUGAUGUGUGUUUAUUAGCAUGUACAUGUAAAUUAUUUCUCUUACUCUCCUCCCCCACUCUUCUCCUUUCCUUCUCUCCUUUCCUCCUCUCCUCCAGGUUCCAUCACACGUCAUGACAACGAUGCUCCACCAGUCUCCGAUCACAUGAUCAGCAUCUAUAAGUAUGAGGACAUCUUCAUGCCGUCUACAGCCUACCAGACGUUCUCCUCUCCCUUCUGUCUGCUGCUCAUAGUAGCCCUCACCUUCUAUCUGCUGAUGGGCACGCCCUGAGAGAGAGGAGGAGAGAAGAGAGGAGACGAGACGAGAUGAGAGAAGAGGAGAGAAGAGGAGAGAAAAUUACAUUUUACAUUUUUAGUCAUUUAGCAGACGCUCUUAUCCAGAGCGACUUACAGUUAGUGAGUGCAUACAUUUUUCAUACUGGCCCCCCAUGGGAAACGAACCCACAACCCUGGCGUUGCAAGUGCCAUGCUCUACCAACUGAGCUACAGGAGGGCAAAUGAGAGAUGAGAGGAGAGGAGAGGAGAGGAGAGGAGAGGAGAGGAGAGAAGAGAGGAGAAGAGAGGAGACGAGAGGAGAGGAUAAGAGAGGGGACGAGAGGAGACGAGAAGAGACGAGAAGAGAGAAGGAGAGAGGAGAAGAGAGGAGACGAGAGGAGACGAGAGGAGAGGGGACGAGAGGAGACGAGAGGAGAGGAGAGAGGAGAAGAGAGGAGACGAGAGAAGAGGAGAGGAGAAGAGACAAGAGGAGAGAGGAGAGGACAGAAGAGGAGAGGAGAGGACAGAAGAGGAGAGGACAGAAGAGGAGAGGAGAGGACAGAAGAGGAGAGGAGAGGACAGAAGAGGAGAGGAGAGGACAGAAGAGGAGAGGAGAGAAGAAAGGAGACGAGAGGAGAGAAGAGAGGAGAGAAGAGAAGAGGAGAGGACAGAAGAGGAGAGAUGA
Molecule: messenger RNA, 1228 nt
Organism: Coregonus sp. 'balchen'
Lineage: Eukaryota; Metazoa; Chordata; Actinopteri; Salmoniformes; Salmonidae
Source: the annotation of a GenBank genome assembly